UUUCUUAGGAAAAGUCUUAUUCAAUUGAUAUUUGAACAUCGUUUCCUUGGAUGAAUGCAUGUUCAAAGUUAUAAACAACUGAAAACUGCAUACAGAAUAUAAAAAAUUCUUCAAUCAAAAUUGGUAGUUCUCAAUCUCAGUUACAUAGUUUUUAGCAAUUAUUAUAAUUUGUGAACAACUGCAACGCAUGACGAAUGAAACACUGUCAAAAUGAUGGAAUACCCGCCGAGCUAUGACACAACCCCAUUCACGGCAAGUACAGUGGAAGCGCUCUGGCGAAAAAAUGUACUUUCAGAAAAAAUUCCAAGCAAAGAAUGGGAGAACUACACUGAUAGUUUGGGAGACAGCAAGUUGCACGUUCAAAUGGGUCUACUCGAGAUGGCUCUGCUUUCUGAAAAAGUGGUCAUGAACAGAGUGGCUGAGUGCACUCUCUCCCCCCUGCAAACCGAAAUACUUGCCACUCUGGUGCCUGAUGAACUCAUCGAUCAACCAAACUUUCAAGGUAAACCAAAAAGUAAGUUCGUUGGUGUGCUUAUGUUUGGUGACGUGUCAGGAUUCACAGCAUUGUGUGAAACGUAUAAAAAAAUGGGGCAAAGCGGCACGUACAAGCUAACGGUGACACUGAACAGCUACAUAGGAGCUAUGGUCGAUGUCAUCUACUCAUUUGGUGGUGACAUUAUCAAGUUCUCAGGAGACGCAUUUCUUGCUGUCUGGAAAGUGACCAUAAAUGAUUAUAUUUAUUCAGUCAUUCACAAGGCGAUUCAGUGCGCGGUGUCCAUUCAAUAUUCACUGGGCAGCUAUAACACCGAUGUGAAUGUCUUGCUCAGGGUGAAACUAGCCAUUUCUUGUGGUAAUUGCAUGUUUUCCUGCAUUGGCGAGAACAAUUGCAAAUACUAUGUUAUCUACGGCCAACCAGUUGACGAUGUCAAAGUUGCCCAAGACUUGUGCAAGUCUGGCGACAUAAUUCUGGCAUCGUCUGCCUGGAAUCAUUGUAGUCUUGACAAUUACCUGUAUUCUUGGAUCGAUAAGUUCCACAUAAAAAUCGAUCGAAUCGUCUACCAUCCUUUGGAGCUGCAUAAUAAAAUUGUGCCACUGCCUGUGAGGGAGAGGAUCGACAUUGAUAAAAAGUAUAAGAAUGAAAUUUUGCGAUUCAAGAAUAUUGGAAAUAAUGAAAAUAACCACGAGACAAUUUAUCACGAGGAGAAAAAUUGUCGGCCGGAAGUCAAGAAAGCGGCAGAAAGAAAUAUUGGCGCAAGUUUGAGACAAUUUGUUAUCCCUCCUGUUGUUGCUCAGGUAUGCGUAUGUUCUCCUUAUUCAAAUUCAAAUUAAACUAAUAAAAUUAAUAUUUAGAUCAUGAUAAAUUAUGUAGUAUGUUUCAUUAAAGAAGAUAGUGUACUCUUUCCAUAUAUUGCAUGGCCUUAUAAAUUCCCAUUCAGUUUAGA
This is a messenger RNA of Nilaparvata lugens (brown planthopper), 1442 nucleotides long. Its product is annotated as adenylate cyclase type 10-like. The record is from RefSeq and is a predicted model, not a curated record. The transcript is spliced from 3 exons. Gene Ontology annotation, cellular component: cytoplasm. Gene Ontology annotation, molecular function: adenylate cyclase activity. Gene Ontology annotation, biological process: cyclic nucleotide biosynthetic process; intracellular signal transduction. Bases 211 to 1329 code for a protein of 372 amino acids. NCBI's taxonomy places the organism in Eukaryota, Metazoa, Arthropoda, Insecta, Hemiptera, Delphacidae.